Messenger RNA from Symbiodinium natans, 5118 nucleotides. The record is from the annotation of a GenBank genome assembly. Lineage: Eukaryota; Dinophyceae; Suessiales; Symbiodiniaceae.
AUGCGGGAGAUCAACCAGGUCUUUGCCUAUCGCCUGCCGCAGACCGCGCUCUUCUACUCCCUGGCCGGGGCUUCCCUGGGGCUGUUCACGGUCUCCUACUUCACAUCCUUCAUGCUGCUGGAGGAUCAGGGACCCAAGAGGGUGGUGGAUAUCGGCUUCCUCAUCUCCAAAGGCGUCAAUGUCUACAUGGGCCGCACCAUCCCCAUCAUUCUGGCCUUGCUCUUCCUGGGAGGCUGGUACGUCAUGGGCACAGCGGGCCCUCGGGCGGUCGCCUGCUUCGCCGUCGGCGCGGCGCUGAACCUCCUGAGCGCCCAGGUCGGUGUCAGCGUGACUGUGCAGGGGCAGACGCGUCUGGCACACGCGCUGGGUCUGGAGCUCUUCGACGCCCUGCAGAUCGGGAUCAGGACUGGCUCGAUCGGAGGGCUGCUGGCGACGUCCCUGGCCCUUGGAGGCAUGGCUGGCAUGUGGCUGCUCAUCCAGGACACUCUGUCUUUGUCUGGCUUUGGCUCGGGGGCUUCGAUUGUGUCGUUCUCCAUGCGCGUGGGCGGCGGCAUCUUCUCGAAAGGAGCCGACAUAGGUGCAGAUCUCGUCAGCGACAUGGAGCAGAACCGGAUGGAAGAAGACCAACGCCUCUUCGAGCUUCAGAAGAAGAUGGCGGAACUGGAGGAAGAUCGGAAACAGCGAGCCAAACAAGGACUGGAAGGCGACGACGAAGACAUGAUGGCCGACCUGCGACGGAUGGAGGAAGAGAUGCAAGACAUCGCUUCGCAGCUUCACCCCAUCGACUACUUCGACGUAGUUGGAGAGGCCAUCAACGACGUCUCCGGAACCUGUGCCGACCUCUUCGAAUCCAUGGUGCUGAUCCUGGGCACCUGCACCAUCAUCGGGGUCAAGGGCAGCCCGGUUCCCUCCUUCAACUCGGGCCUUCCCUUCUGGAUCAUCGCCUCCGGCAAGGUGGGCUGCUCCUUGGUGGCUUACUUCGUCCACGUCCACGAGCGCUUCACGGCGCAGCGGAUGAGGUGGAGCCUCCGGGCUAACCUCCUGCUCGUCAUCGGCUUGGUGCAGCUGGUACAGAUUCUCGUGAGCUUUCAGGAGUAUCUGGUGGGGACGAUCUCAUUCGACCGCUUCUGGCACUUUUGCAUCAUCUCGCUGAUGGGCCAAGUCAUCCCGGAGGUUUGCGUCCUUUUGGGCGAGUAUUUCACCUCCACCGACUACUCACCCGUGCGAUCUCUGGCGAUGAAUGCAGACCUUGGGAUUGUACAGGUCGUCCUCCAAGGUUUCGGCCAGGGCUUCUUCUCGACAGGCCUGCCAGCGGUGGUCAUCAUCACCUGCGUGGUGGCCACGUGGCGGCUGGAGCAGCACUAUGGCUUGGCGCUCUUGAGCGCAUCUUCGGUCAGUGGCACGGGCUUCCAGGGUGGGAUCGCAUCCUUUGGCGCGAUCGCCACCAAUGCCCACAAGAUCAUCCAUCUCACCACCUACCACGCGAUGAGCCGCCAUCGGGCCAACAUCUGCGCAGCCUUGGGCGAUACGACCGCCCAUGCGGGGAACACCAUCUCUGCGGUGAAUGCUUUCAGUGCCGUCUUCAACAUCGCGUUGACACUACUGGCACAGACGUACACAGAGUUGGACAUCAACUACAUGAACGUCACUGGCUCCAUCCUAUCCAGCUUCAGCCAAGCCGGGCUGGUGCUGGGCGUGGUGAUGACCUUUGCCUUCGCGGCCAACACCAUGAUCUCAUGCCUGUCGACCGCACAGGCCUUUGCCAAGUACGUCACCCAGCACGACAUCGGGAAGAUCUCCCAGCUACCUUUUCCCCAGUCGCAUGUUCGACCGCUGAAGAAGCUCGCGUCCUUUGGGACGAUCACUUCCAUGAGGAUGACCAUCUCUCCGAUCAUCAACUCACUGGCCUGUCCGAUGAUCGGCGGCUUCUUUCUCGGAGUGAAAGGGCUACUCUUCAUGCUCUCCGGCUCGAACGUGCUGGUGCUGUGCCUGAGCAUCUUCUUGAUCAACUCGGGGCAGUCGUGGGUCGCAGCCAGGAAGUUUGUGCUGUUUGGCCUGCUGCGCGACAAGGAUGGCAAUGUCAUAGGCCCGGACUCUCCGCACUAUGCCAACCUGGGCAUUGGGGAGACGAUAGGUGGACCAUUCGAGGAUACCACCGGUCCGGCCAUGAACAACUUCAUCAAGUUUGUGGCGGUGUUCGCUUUCGUGACCGGUGGCCCCGGGAGGCUGUAUGAUGAGCUCCCCGACAACACGUGGCCAUAUGGCUUCGCGUCGGUGGUCGGUUCGGUCUCCCUGGUCUUCUUCUCACGAGUCGGCCUGGACCUCCUCUUGCGGGGUGUCGGAUCGGUGCUGCGCAGCCGACGGAAGAUGCAAGCCUACGAGGAAGGGGAGGGGCUGCCACAAGAAGACGACGAUGACGAUGACUUCGACGCAGAUUUCCAUGGAGCGUGCAUACCAGUGAAGGGGGGAAGCUACGUCUUCAAUUUGAAAGUGUCGGCCGUGCACGAGAACAUCCGGCUGCGGCUGAAGAACGCGCGGGAGAUUGCAAAACAGCGAUCCGCUGGGAUAGGAUCGAACUUGGAGCAAUCCGCACUCCAGGUCAGGAUUGAUGUGGUCGAUGGCUCCAUUGAUCCAUCGCUCGUGACGCCUGAUCUGAUGUCACAAGUGUACCUGUCCUGCUACGUGCCGACCCAGCUCAAGCACGGCAACGUGGAUCUCUGCGAUGACGAGUACAGUUGUGACUUGAGCGAGAAGUUCUUCAGAUUGCUGGGUGAGCGGCUUCCACACCGAAUGCUUCUCGUGCUGGCGCGCAACACGAAGAAGGGAGAUGAGGUGAUGGGUGGUUCGAUGUGCUUCAUCAAAGAUGGCCACAUCUUUGGCAGAUACUGGGGGUUCAGCAAUCCCGAGAAGGCGCCGUUUCUGCACUUCGAGUGCUGCUACUAUGCCGUGACGCCCUCAGGGGUACGCCCCAGGUUCAGCGGAGGAGGGGCUUUGAGCCUGCAGGGAGCCUCGGCCUUCUGCGUUGUGGAGCUUCUCGCGCACGGGAUUUUUGCCCACUCGACCUUGGCUCAGGCCCAGAGACACUCCGCCUACACGCCGAGGUCGUUCGGGCGUGGCAACAGCGCAACAUCGCCCCUCGUCGUAAUUCGUCGCAGCUGGCAGAAGCCAACAGCCUGCGAUUUUCUCAGCCGCCAUCCGGCGUCCCUCUGUCUGCGCCAGCGCCUCACCUGCUUUGCAGUACAUAUGGGCCUGCUCGUCUCGGCGUGCCUGGGCUGCAAGUUGUUCCGAGGAAUAUUUUGUAAAGAGGCAUAUCAGGGGCAAGAUGAUUAUGGCACCCUGCCCACGUUCGAACACUCCAAGCUGGUGGAAGUGAGCAUCCUCCACGGCACUUCGACGCUGCAAGACAAGUACGACAUCGUAAAGCAGAUUGGCACUGGCACGCAAGGAAAGACUUUCCUGGUCAGGCAGAAGAAGGAUCCGAAGGACACAUCUGCCUGCCCAUUCUAUGUGGUCAAAGAAACGCAUGACAAGAAUCCGGAUGCCCGCGCAGAACUGGAGCAGGAGUUCGAGCGCAUGAAAUGUCUGAUUCAUCCCAACAUCACCAAGGUGGCUGAGUUGGUGAAGGGGCAAGUGCCCGAGGAUGGCACCUGGAAGGACUGCCUGUAUGUGGUUUACGAGCAUGCCGUGGGGGGCGACCUCUUCAACUACAUGCAGCGCAUGAUUCGGUCUGACCAGGCCAACUCCAUCACUGAAGCCUGGGUCGCGCAGGUGUUCCGCCACGUGGUGCUGGGAGUCUCCUAUCUUCACAGCGAAGGGAUCGUUCACAACGACCUCAAGCCCGAGAACCUCCUGUGCAUGCAAGCGUUCGAUCCACAGCAGCCUGGUCAAGUCCCCUGGAUCACGAUCACGGAUUUCGGAUGCGCCAAGGUCAAGGGUGAAAGAGAUUUCUGCUCUGGCGAUCCGAGAUAUCAGUCGCCCGAGACGUUCAAGGCCCUCUUGGCGUCGCUGAGGGGCAAAACGACCUUAGGCCUUGCUGGUGAGAUCGGCUAUCCGGCAGACAUAUGGUCACUGGGAGUCACACUCUUUGAGCUUCUCAGUGGAGGCAUCAUACCCUUUCUCUACGAAGCAGUUCGGCUAGAAGACGUGACCAACUACCCCGACCAGUGGGAGAAGCUCAAGAAGGGUGUGCUUGAGGAGGAGCUACAGGUGCAGCCGCAUUUGGAAGGCAUCUCGGAAUUUGCCAGGGAGCUCCUGAUGAACAUGCUGAACAAGGAGCCGAGCUGCAGGCCGACAGCCUCCCAGAUGCUCAAGGACCAGUGGUUUGUGACGACUCCGAGCUACAGCCGCGGGAUCAGCAAGCAAGCUCUGUCAAUGCUGGAAUUCAAGAAGAGCAAGGGCAUGGCGCACAUGAUCCUGCUCAACGCGCUGGCGACAAAGCUGCAGCGCGACCACUACGCGGAAAGCUGGAAGGUCUUCCAGAACGUGGAUUCUGACCACAAUGGAAGCAUCUCUGUCGAAGAAUUCCGUGCUGCUUGCGCCCAGCUCGACAUGAGCCAGUGGUGUCCGUGCUCACAAGCCUCGCGCAUGGGAGGCCGGCGCACGAGCGUGAGCACCAUAGCGGACACCUUGUUCAACAUCGCAGAUGUUGAUAACGAUGGCAGCCUCAAUUUUCCAGAGUUUGUGGCCGUCACGUUCGACUGGUCCUCCUUGGACAAGCAGGCGCUUCAUCAAACGCUGAAGCGGCUCUUUGACCAAAUGGACAGGAACAAUGACCAGCAGGUCAGCUACGACGAACUGGCGAACAUCUUCCAUGGAGCCUUGAGCGCGGAAGAAGUGAAGCAGGCUUUCUCCAGGAUUGAUCGGCACGAGAACAACUACCUCACAUUUGAAGAGCUGGACACGUUCCUGUUCAGCGCCCUGUCUGCCGAAGACAUGGAGAAGUAUUGCUCGCCAGAGUGCAUCAUCCCAGUGUCCUCCUCUCGGCGGAGUCUUCUUCAUCCUUCCUGGUACAUUCCUCCAAGCCGCCAGGACAAGGAGUCGGCGCAAGCGGCUGCUUCGUACCUGGCUCGCAGUCUUGGCGCCUGCAUGGUGUGGAUGUGCUAUGGCAUGGGGCUGUAG